AUGGCUUCCCUGGUACCCGGAAUCAGGCGCGUAGCCCUCCAGGCCUCGUCCAGGUUAUCGGGAUGCAGCCAGUGCCUGCGACAGCCGGUUGCCCGCCAGGUUCUGGCCGCCACCUGGACCUCGCCCACGAUCAACAUGGUUCGAUAUUCGUCUUCGGCAACGACGACUGCAACGACCUCCCCGCUCGGCAAGCUAGCCCGGGAUAUAUCAUCGCGCCCCGAGCAUGAACAGCAGAAGACUGGCUCAGCCGCCGGUGAGGGGGAGUCGACCAAGAAGUCGUCCUUCCCCGAUACCAACCCCAAGGGUGUGGCGUACUGGCUUCUCGGCAGCGCCGCCAGCGUGUUUGGCAUCGUCGUGUUUGGUGGUCUCACGCGUCUCACGGAAUCAGGUCUGAGCAUAACCGAGUGGAAGCCCGUGACCGGGUCUCGCCCUCCCAUGACGGCCGAAGACUGGGAAUCCGAGUUCGCAAAGUACCGGGCGUCGCCCGAGUUCAAGCUCCUGAACCCGUACAUGACGCUGGACGAGUUCAAGAAGAUUUACUUCAUGGAGUGGACGCACCGUCUGUGGGGUCGGGUCAUCGGCCUCUCCUUCGCCCUCCCCUCUCUGUACCUGGUGGCGCGGCGGCGGGUGACGCCCCUGAUGGGCGCCAACCUGCUCGGCAUCUCCGCCCUCAUCGGCUUCCAGGGUUUCAUAGGCUGGUGGAUGGUCAAGUCCGGGCUGAAGGACGACCUGUUCGCCGAGGGCUCGCACCCGCGCGUGUCGCAGUACCGGCUGACGGCACACCUGGGCACCGCCUUCGUAUGCUAUUCGUGGAUGCUCCUCUCGGGCCUGUCGAUCCUGCGCACGCACCGCAUGCUCCGCGCCGCCGACCCGCGCGCCGUGCUCGACGGCGUCCGGGCCCUGCGCGACCCCUCCCUCAGGACCUUCCGCCGCCUCUCCAUCGGCCUCGUCGGCCUCGUCUUCACCACCGCCAUGUCCGGCGGCCUCGUCGCCGGCCUCGACGCCGGCCUCAUCUACAACGAGUUCCCCUACAUGGGCACCGGCCUCACCCCGCCCUCGUCCGAGCUGUGGGACCGUUUCUACUCGCGCCGCGAAGACGGCUCCGACCUCUGGUGGCGCAACAUGCUCGAGAACCCCACCACCGUCCAGCUCGACCACCGCAUCCUCGCCAUGACCACCUUCACCUCCAUCCUGGCCCUCUUCUUCUACGCCCGUACGGGCCGCCUCGCCGCUGCCCUGCCCCGCGACGCCCGCCGCUCCACCACCGGUCUGGUCCACCUCGUCUGCCUGCAGGCCACCCUCGGUAUCUCCACCCUCAUCUACCUCGUGCCCAUCCACCUAGCCGCCACCCACCAGGCUGGCAGCAUCGCCGUGCUGACCGGUGCCCUGGUCCUCGCUCACAGGCUGCAUGUCCCCGCCGCCACCGUCAGGCUGAUCGAGCAGCGUCUCAAGCAGAUACCUAGUGCUCGUCGCUGA
Geosmithia morbida is the source of this 1476-nucleotide messenger RNA. Its product is annotated as cytochrome c oxidase assembly protein subunit 15. Gene Ontology annotation, molecular function: oxidoreductase activity, acting on NAD(P)H, heme protein as acceptor. Gene Ontology annotation, cellular component: mitochondrial inner membrane. The coding region runs from base 1 to 1476 and encodes 491 amino acids. The transcript has 2 exons. Gene Ontology annotation, biological process: heme A biosynthetic process. The record is from RefSeq and is a predicted model, not a curated record. NCBI's taxonomy places the organism in Eukaryota, Fungi, Ascomycota, Sordariomycetes, Hypocreales, Bionectriaceae.